GUAUAAAUAAUAUAUAGCGGCUUCAAGAUGUUCGCAACAUGGCCCCCACUGAAUAAUGAUCUUUAAAAUAAUUUAUAUGGCAACAGUAAACUACAACGAGCGAAAAAAAAGUAAACAGAAAAUUGUUGUUGUUGCGAAACUGCACUCGAAAUCUGAGGUGUUAAUCGCUUUCAUAUUGCACUUUCAAUCUAUCGCCUUACAAAAACGAUGGCUGGAAAUAUUGCCGCAGGUUCUUUAUUUAUUCGUUUGAUGUCUGCAUCUGUUGCGGCUGCUAAUCAUGCUGGUAAAAUUAUUAGAGAUAUAUUAAAAAAAGGAGAUUUAGGAAUCGUAGAAAAGGGUUUUAAUGACUUACAAACAGAAGCUGACAGAUCUGCGCAAAGAUUAAUUGUGAAUUCCCUGUUGAAGCAUUUUCCCAAAGUUACUAUUAUUGGGGAAGAGACACUCGAAAAGGUCGACAAAGAUGAAGAAAUUCAAGUAAAUUUAGAUGACUGUGAGAUAAUUGGAAUUAAAUGUCCUGAAUAUUUAGCAGCUGUUAAAGAAGAAGAUGUUGUUAUUUGGGUUGAUCCAUUAGAUGGAACUGCUGAAUAUACACAAGGUAUAAAUAAUCUCUGGAAAACUAUGAAAGUUUGUAUCUUCUAUGAUGAAGCAAUAUUUGUUUUAGCAUAAGUCAGGAUUUCCUUUAGGGUCGCAUUUUUUGCAAAAUUUGAAAACACAGUCUAAGUUACGAAAAUGAAGCAAGAUAUUUUCGCUUUUAUGCUUAAAAAAGAAAAAAAAAUGAUUUACAAUCAGAAAAUGAGCAAGCAUCUCCAUACUGAGCUUGAUCUUUUUCUUUAUUUUAAAUUUUAAAGAAACAUUAGCUGAUGUGCAUUUAUUUCUCUAAAGAUCUCAUGUCUAAAUUUUGAAUUUUGCUUUCAACUGGAGAUGAAACACAUAGAGUCAGUGAAAAGAUGUGUAAACAUAUUCUUUAACCUUCGACAUUUUAGCAUUUUGCUAAAGCUUUUUUCCCAAUUUUAGCCUUUUUGCUCAGGAACGUUUGAACUCGGCUUAAAACCUAUGGCAUAAAUACGCACUUUAUGUCUCAAAGAUCAAUAGUAAAGGUCAGGGGCGGCAAAUAAGGGAUGCGAGAGGGGGCGGUUGCACCCCCAAAUUUUUCACUAAGAAUAAUAUAAAAUGGUAAAAUUCAAUUUAGAUAACUUAGAAAAUCAUUUGCCUGAAUUUUCAGAACAGAAAAAACUGAUGGAGGAUAAGUGUUUGCCUUAACUAAAGAAGUAAUCUCUUCAUAUGGGUUAAAUAUUUCAAAAUUGAGUGAUGGAGCAUCUUGUAUGAGAUACCCGUACAGUGUAGAGUCUGUGCAAAUUUUUCGCUUAAAUUCCAUGUCAUUUUACAUAAAUUUUUAUGCUCAUAUUAUAACUUAAUGUUCAGCUAGUAAGUGUUCAUUGACGCCAUGUACUAGAAACACAUUUUAGCAACUCGGUGUAUCAUAUGCUUUCAUGGGAACUUUUUGUAAAGAUAUGCUAUUUUUGAAAAACAUCUCACAUCAAAAAAUACUUUCACAUCAACAAAUGUAUCUUGAGGCUCUUUACUUGACAAUCUCUGAGUGACACAAGAUGGUCUUCAAGAGUUAUAAAAGCCCCCUGGAAGAAUUACUGGAAAGCGACCUUUUCAUUGAUAAAAAAUUUGAUGUCAUUUUAAUAUGUAUGCCUUUGUCUGAAUUUUUUGUUUACUUUAUUUAUACUGCGGAG
Uloborus diversus is the source of this 1742-nucleotide messenger RNA. RefSeq names its product 3'(2'),5'-bisphosphate nucleotidase 1-like. The record is from RefSeq and is a predicted model, not a curated record. The coding region runs from base 208 to 666 and encodes 152 amino acids. Lineage: Eukaryota; Metazoa; Arthropoda; Arachnida; Araneae; Uloboridae. Gene Ontology annotation, molecular function: 3'(2'),5'-bisphosphate nucleotidase activity. The transcript has 4 exons.